CACAUCUAGUUCCCUUUGUCUUGAAAAGUUAGGGGUACUUCACAAACCACCAUUUAUUAAUGUUGUAAGAGAACCAUCCACUAGAUCUCCCCUGGAUUUAGCAAAAAAAGAACAACACUGGCGCCCUAAGUUUUCAAUGUACAUAAGUUGCUGAGGUAAUAUACAAAUAGCAGCAGACAUUUGCAGGUGAGUACACUUGCAUUGAUGGGAUUUUCAGUUUCUGGCUCAUAACUAGCCCGAGAGUUCAUGAAGCAACAGCAUUUCUCACUUCAUUGAGCUUUCUCUCCCCUUUUCAGCCUGCAUUUAAACUAACUGGUCUUGUUGUUAAUUUGAUCUUCUUACGUUGGAUUGAACCGGAAGUGUAUGUGUAUAGCCAUGGACAGGAACUAUCUGCAGAAAAGUACCACUGUUAAAGACAAAUGGGAGUGGAACAACGUGAUCUUUGAAGGAGAACAUUCAACUGGUAUUUCAUGGCCGAAAAGAAAUUACACAUGCAGCUUUUGCAAGAGAGAAUUCAGCUCAGCUCAAGCACUAGGGGGACAUAUGAAUGUUCACAGGAGAGAUAGAGCCAGGCUAAAACAGCUACCUUCUUGGUUUUUUGAAUAUCCAAAACCUUCCAUGUCUAACCCUAAACCUUUACCUUAUCCCUCAUCCAAGUUCUCACCAUACCCUGAUCACACUCAUGAUCAUUCCUUGCUCUCUCCAUUCCUCGCUUCUUUCUCUUCACCUUCUUACCCAGAAAAGAAAUCCAUAGUUGAAUGUCCUCAGAGUAUAAAUUCAACAAGGAAGAUAAGCGAUAUGAGAGCUGUGGUUGGUGUUGGAGAAUUGAAGAAGAAUUUCGUACAAGAUGGUGAUCAGCUUAAAGUUUCGAGGACAAGUGGGAUUAUUAGCUUGGACUUGGAAAUGAGAUGUGAAGAUCCGAAGGAGGUUUUGGAUUUGGAGCUUCGACUUGGCUGUUUUUAGUAAAAAAAAUUGAGUACUGUCCAUUAAUAUCCACUCUGAGUUCACACCAGUUGCUAGAUCUUUGGUUCUGUCUCUAAGCAGCCUGAUCAGCUUGCAUCUGCCAUGCAUGAUCUUUGCCGUCAUCGUAAUCUACCAUACAUUACUAAUGCGCAAUGCUGUUUAUGUAUGGCUUUAAUAUUCAGCUAAGUAUGUUUUUAAUUCUAAACUCAUGAUCAUUAAUUAGUUUGGGGAGGCGUUGUCCUUGUUAAUUAGGUUAGCUGUAACAUAGUCGAAGAUGAAGUUGUUGAGAUACAUCUUUCAUUGUUUACAUAUAAUUCGUAAUUAAGGAAGAUGAAGAGGAAUAUU
Populus trichocarpa (black cottonwood) is the source of this 1308-nucleotide messenger RNA. Its product is annotated as transcriptional regulator SUPERMAN. The transcript has a single exon. Lineage: Eukaryota; Viridiplantae; Streptophyta; Magnoliopsida; Malpighiales; Salicaceae. Bases 364 to 963 code for a protein of 199 amino acids. The record is from RefSeq and is a predicted model, not a curated record.